AGCUGCUUUGCCCGAUCAUAGAGAGAGCAGUGCAGGAUGUAGCUCCACAGUCCUCUCUGUCCUCUCCCUGUCCUCAUCUCUAUGGUCAGUACACACAGGCUGAGCCCAGCACUAGAUUCCCGGGUCUGAUCAGUUGAUGAGGAGCCUGUCCUGUCACAGCCCCGAACAGAAGAGAAAUGGCGGGAGAAUGUGAGUGAGAGGGAACGAUGGGACUGUAUGAGGGAAGAGCCUACAGACCAUGACCACAGCUCCAUCUAACUGCUCUUUGGUUCAUUUACCAGUGUAUUGUGCUGCCAACCAGUGAGAACCAGAAUGUGGAGGUCCAAACCUCUUUGUUGGGGAGUCUAUGAUGAAGAAUGGAAGGAUCGAUUAGACUCCAAGGAUCCAAUGUCUGAAGAUUUGCUGACUUAACACCAUGUGAGGACCUUUUUAAGGUGACAGGACCAGAGCUUGUGCUGUUUGUGAAUAGGUAAAACUGACUUCUUGUCUGUAUUCAGGUCUUUGGGCUUCAGCAGCAGCAGCAUUCCCUUGCUCACCAUCCAUGGAGCAGCAGGCAAGCUGAGAGCAGCCAAGGAACAAGAAAGUGGAGAAGAAGCAGAGAGAGCCUUACAGGAGGCACUGCUCACAAGCUGCCAGAAUCAAUAGGACAAACUUUACCCCCCCCCCCCCCAAUGCACUGCCCAUCCUGGGGAGCUGGGCACAUAAACUUUCUCCUGAAGAGGGGGAGGCUAUAGGGCUGACAAGAGGACUCUGUGCAUCAAACUUCACUGAUCUGGGGAUCAGAUUGUACCCACAAAUCCUACAGGACCCAAUGUGCAGCAAUUCCCAGCAUCACCUGUCUCUGGAAACAGCUUGGAAUUUGAGGGAGUAGCUGGCAUCCCCUCAAAGUGCAAGACCCCCUAUAAUUUAUUAACCUUACCUGGGAUCCUGGGAUUAUAAACAGCAGGAAUGUCUGGAGAAUACCUGCAGAUUUGGAUAUGGAUGGCAAUGCUGGGGGUGCUGUGCCCAGCCUGGGCUCAAGAUGAUGUCCCUCCAUACUUCAAGACUGAGCCGGUUCGCAGUCAGGUCCACCUGGAGGGGAAUCGCCUUGUCCUUACCUGCAUGGCGGAGGGGAGCUGGCCUCUGGAAUUCAAAUGGCUUCAUGACCACAAAGAGCUCACUAAAUUCUCACUGGAAUACAGAUACAUGAUUACCUCUCUGGACCGGACACACGCUGGACACUACCGCUGCAUCGUCAGGAAUCGGAUGGGCGCGUUGUUACAGAGACAGACAGAGGUGCAGGUGGCCUACAUGGGGAACUUUGAGGAUGGGGACACUUCCGUCUCCGUAUCUCAUGGGGACGCAGCGGUCAUCCAUGCUCCCAGCAUUGCCAGCUUCCCUCAGCCGCAAGUCAUGUGGUUCAGAGAUGGAAGGAAGAUCCCUCCCAGCAGCCGCAUUGCUAUCACCAAGGACAACACGCUAGUGAUCCUGUCCAGUGUGGCCCCCGAUACUGGACGAUACUACGUGCAGGCCGUCAAUGACAAGAAUGGUGACAACAAGACCAGCCAACCAAUCACGUUGACAGUGGAAAAUGUCGGUGGUCCUGCAGAUCCUAUUGCUCCCACUAUCAUCAUCUCCCCUCAGAACACCAGUGUAGUGACUGGCACCUCUGAAGUCACUAUGGAGUGUGUGGCCAAUGCCAGGCCUCUUAUCAAGCUAAAUAUUGCGUGGAAGAAGGACGGGGUGCCCAUCUCUAAUGGAGUGAGCGAGUUUGGUCGCCGGCUGACUAUCCUGAACCCCACACUGAGUGAUGCUGGUUAUUACUCUUGUGAAGCCACCUUACGUAGCAGCAGCGUCCCCGCCGUCACUGCUGGAGCAUACCUGACUGUGCUUGAACCCCCUCAGUUUGUAAAGGAGCCAGAGAGACACUUAACAGCCGAGAUGGAAAAGGUGAUUGACAUCCCGUGCCAGGCUAAAGGUGUACCCCAGCCGUCUAUUUCCUGGUACAAGGAUGCCGCGCUGAUUGACGGACGGCGGGACACCAGGUUUCGUAUUGUAAGCGCUGGAAGCUUGCGGAUCAGCGGACUGAUGCCUGAGGACACAGGAAUGUUCCAGUGCUUUGCCCGAAACAGUGCAGGGGAGGUACAGACCUCUACCUACCUGGCUGUGACUAGUAUUGCUCCCAACAUCACAAAGGGUCCCCUUGACAGUACAGUGAUCGAUGGCACCUCUCUGGUACUGCAGUGUGAGACCUCUGGAGCUCCCCGACCUGCUAUCACCUGGCAGAAAGGUGACAAGAUCUUGGCCAGCGGGUCGGUCCAGCUGCCACGUUUCACCCUUCUCGAAUCUGGAAGUCUACUUGUAAGCCCUGCACAUAUAUCCGACAUGGGCACAUACACCUGCACCGCUACCAACUCUCGUGGAGCAGACGAGGCCUCGGCUGAUGUCAUUGUCUGGGCUCGAACACGCAUUACCAAUCCUCCGACAGACCAGAGCGUGAUCAAGGGGACAAAGGCAUCAAUGUCGUGUGCUGUGUCACAUGACACGAGUGUUGCCAUCAGAUAUGUGUGGGAGAAGGAUGGAGCUCCUCUCAGUAUAGACAACUUACCCAGAAUGCAGAUGGACAAGAACGGCACUUUACAUAUCUCUCAAACUUGGUCAGGAGAUAUUGGGACCUACACCUGCCGUGUCCUGUCCGUGGGGGGCAAUGAUUCCCGGAGUGCUCACCUACGAGUCAGACAACUUCCUCAUGCUCCUGAGAACCCAAUGGCAAUACUGAGUACCACUGAGCCACGAUCCAUUAAUCUAACAUGGGCCAGACCCUUUGACGGCAACAGUCCACUGAUCCGCUACAUCCUGGAGGUCUCUGAAAAUAAUGCCCCAUGGUCCAUUCUAUUUUCCAACAUGGAUCCUGACUAUACCUCCCUGGUUGUAAGGAACCUCACCCCAGCCCGCUCCUACCAAUUCCGUCUUUGUGCCAUGAAUGACGUCGGCAAAGGACAGUUUAGCAAAGAGACACAACGUGUGACACUUCCUGAAGAGCCUCCCAGUUCCCCUCCUCAGCAUAUCCUAGCUAACGGGCGCACCAACCAAUCUAUCCUGGUCCAAUGGCAGCCACCGCCAGAGAGUCAUCAGAACGGAGUCUUAAAGGGAUAUGUCAUCAGAUACUGUCUCUCCGGUUUGCCUGUAGAAUACCAGUAUAGAAACCUCUCCAACCCCGACAUCAGCAGUCUGCUCCUGGACGACCUUAUUAUCUGGACCAAUUACGAGAUUGAGGUUGCUGCUUUUAAUAAUGCUGGACUGGGGGUGUUCAGCCCGAAAGUGACAGAGUGGACUCUGCAGGGAGUGCCAACGGUGGCUCCUGGAAAUGUAAAGGCAGAAGCUGUUAAUUCCACCACAAUCCGCUUUACCUGGAGCCCACCAAGUCCACAGUUUGUCAAUGGGAUCAACCAAGGGUACAAGCUCAUGGCCUGGGACCCAUCUAAAGAAGACGAUAUCACCGUGGUAACAGUCAGACCCAAUUUCCAGGACAGCACUCAUGUUGGCUUCAUCACCGGCUUACAGAAGUAUCACAGCUACGUGAUCUCCGUCCUGUGCUUCACCAGCCCAGGAGAUGGACCCCGCAGCCCUCCACAGCUGGUCUGGACUCAUGAGGAUGUUCCUGGACCUGUGGGCAGUCUCGGCUUUGAUGACAUCUUGGAUACAUCCUUAAGAGUGACCUGGCAGGAGCCUACAGAGAAGAAUGGGGUGCUCACCGGAUAUAAGAUCUCCUGGGAGGAGUUUAACCAGACAAACACCAGAGUAACGCACUAUCUGCCCAACCUCACCUUGGAGUAUCGGGUCACUGGCUUGACGUCACUCACCACCUAUACCAUCCAGGUGGCUGGCAUGACCUCAAAGGGUCAAGGAGCAGUAGUUUCCUCCACCAUCUCUUCCGGUGUACCACCAGAACUACCUGGAGCGCCCACCAAUAUCGCCAUAACUAACAUUGGACCUCGCUCUGUUACACUUCAGUUCCGACCAGGUUAUGAUGGGAAAACAUCCAUCUCUAGGUGGCAAGUGGAAGCCCAGGUUGGAACACAAGGGGAAUCUGAAGAAUGGCUUCUCAUACAUCAGUUGCCCAAUGAGCCCAAUGCCCGUUCUCUGGUGGUUCCUGGGCUGACUCCUUUCACCUUCUAUUGUUUUCGGAUGCGACAAGUGAACAUUGUAGGUACCAGCCCCCCCAGUCUGGUUUCCAGAAGGAUCCAUACAUUGCAGGCCCCACCAGACAUGUUUCCAACUAACGUGACCCUGCGGACGGCCAGUCAGACCAGCCUGUGGGUGCGCUGGGUGCCCUUACCAGAGACAGCAUAUAAUGGUAAUCCUGAAUCUGUGGGGUAUAAGAUCCGAUACGUGAGAACCGAUGCAAAAGGGAAGUCCUCCACCCACGUCAUUCAUGACCGCAUCGAGAGGGAGUACACUAUUGAAGAUCUAGAAGAGUGGACAGAAUAUUCUGUGCAAGUUGUUGCCUUUAACAGCAUUGGAUCUGGGCCCUGGAGUCCCGUUGUGGUGGCGAGGACCAGGGAGUCAGUUCCGUCCUCUGGACCCGGCAAUGUCUCUGCUCUGGCCACAACAUCAAGCAGCAUCUUGGUACGUUGGAGCGAAAUCCCAGAACCAGAACGGAAUGGACUCAUCCUGGGUUACAAGAUUCUUUACAAGGAGAAAGAUUCGGACAAUCCUCCUCGCUUUUGGCUUGUGGAAGGUAAUGCCUCCCGAAGUGUUCAGCUAACCAACCUGGGGAAAUACGUUCUCUACGAAAUCCAGGUCUUGGCAUACACAAGGAUAGGAGAUGGAGUACCAAGCACACCGGCAAUACUGGAGAGAACCCUGGACGAUGUUCCAGGUCCCCCGGUGGGAAUACUGUUUCCUGAGGUGAGAACAACCUCUGUUCGCCUCAUUUGGCAGACCCCAGCUGCUCCCAAUGGUAUCAUUUUAGCGUAUCAGAUCACUCACAGACUCAACACGACCAACGCAAACACCGCCACAGUGGAAGUGCUGAAUCCCAGUGUGCGGCAGUAUACGGCCACGGGACUCAGACCAGAGUCGGUCUACUUGUUUCGAAUCACAGCCCAGACACGUAAGGGAUGGGGGGAAGCUGCUGAAGCGCUGGUGGUCACCACAGAAAAGAGAGACCGCCCUCAGCCCCCCAGUAAGCCUGUAUUUCUGCAGGAAGAGGUUAAGUCCCGAAGUGUACUGCUCUCAUGGGAACCAGGGAGUGAUGGCCUUUCUCCUGUACGUUACUACACCAUCCAAACCAGAGAUCUACCUAAAGGACGUUGGGUGGUGCACUCCUCCUCCAUCAGUCACAAUGCCACCUCUGCUGUUGUUAACCGAUUAAAACCAUUCACAUCAUACAAAUUUCGAGUCAAAGCAACCAAUGACAUUGGAGACAGUGAAUACAGCGCAGAAUCUGAGUCCCUAACUACACUGCAAGCUGCACCCGAUGAUGCGCCCGCGAUUCUGUCUGUCACCCCUCAGACAACCACCUCCGUAUUAAUUCACUGGCAGGCUCCAGCAGAAGACAAAAUCAAUGGCAUCCUCCUGGGCUACCGAAUCCGCUACCGUGAACUUGUAUACGAUGGGAUGAGGAGCUUCACGUUGCGAAACAUCAACGACCCUAAUGCCAAAUGGGCAGAUUUAACAUCUGCCUACAUGGUCCGGAACCUAAGUGAACCGUCUCUCACCCAGUACGAGUUGGACAAUCUAAACAAGCACAAACGCUACGAGAUCAGAGUGAGCGUGUACAAUGCCGCCGGGGAAGGACCAGCCAGUGUCCCCCAAGAAGUAUUUGUUGGAGAGGCGGUGCCCACAGCUCCACCACAGAACGUAGCCAUACAGACUGCCACGGCUGUGCAGCUCGAUGUAACUUGGGAUCCACCUCCUCUGGAGUCUCAAAAUGGCGACAUCCAGGGAUACAAGAUUUACUACUGGGAAUCCACACGAGUCAAUGAGUCAGAGAAAGUAAGGACCCUGUUCCUGCCGGAGAGUGGGGUGAAGAUCAAGAAUCUGACCGGCUACACCACCUACCUCAUCAGUGUGGCCGCCUUUAACACUGCCGGAGACGGUCCCCGGAGUCAUCCCAUCCGCGGCCAGACACAGCAAGCAGCCCCCAGCGCCCCAGCAGUCAUUAGAUUUAGUGAACUCACCACCACAUCUGUAAAUGUAUCGUGGGAUGCACCGAUUUACCCCAAUGGAAUUCUGGAAGGAUACAGACUGGUAUAUGAGCCCUGCACGCCUGUGGAUGGAAUCAGUAAGAUCGUGACAGUGGAUGUAAAGGGGAACAGCCCUCUGUGGAUGAAGCUAAAGGACCUCGCUGAGGGGGUGACAUACCGUUUCCGAAUACGAGCCAAGACUUUUACAUAUGGACCGGAUAUUGAAGCCAACGUGACGACAGGACCAGGAGAUGGGGCUCCAGGACCUCCAGGGGUUCCUUCCAUCUCCAGAUACAGCUCAUUGAUCGCUAUCCAAUGGUCGAGUGGGGACCCAGGGAAAAGCCCUAUUACCAGAUAUGUUAUAGAGGCUCGGCCCUCAGAUGAAGGAUUAUGGGACAUACUCAUCAAGGACAUUCCCAAAGAAGCCACAUCAUACACCUUCAGCAUAGACAUCCUGAAGCAGGGAGUGAGCUAUGACUUUCGUGUCAUUGCUGUCAAUGAUUAUGGAUAUGGGACCCCCAGCCCACCCUCCACAUCCGUAUCAGCCACAAAAGCAAACCCAUUCUAUGAGGAGUGGUGGUUCCUGGUGGUCAUUGCCCUUAUUGGUCUCAUUUUCAUCCUUCUAUUGGUCUUUGCUUUGAUCAUUCGAGGACAGAGCAAAAAGUAUGCCAAGAAAUCGGAUUCAGGGUGUAAUCCCAAAAAUAGCACCCUGGGCCAUGGGGAGAUGGUGAGUCUGGAUGAGAGCAGAUUCCCUGCGCUAGAGCUGAACAACCGGCGGCUCUCGGUGAAGAAUUCCUUCUGCAGGAAGAAUGGGAUAUACACAAGGUCUCCUCCCCGACCCAGUCCUGGGAGCCUUCACUAUUCAGAUGAGGAUGUAGCCAAGUACAAUGACUUAAUUCCCGCUGAGAGCGGCAGCCUGACCGAAAAGCCCUCGGAGGUAUCAGACUCACAGGGAAGUGACAGUGAAUAUGAAGUGGACCAGAACCAGCAGAAAACCCAUUCCUUUGUCAACCAUUACAUCAGUGACCCCACUUACUACAACUCCUGGCGGCGCCAGCAAAAAGGCCUCUCCAGGGCACACGCCUUCAAUUAUACAGACGAGCCCGAAGACUCUGAACACUGUAUUAUACCAAACAGCAACAGUAGCCAACAAGGCAGCCUGUAUAGGCCCAAAUCCAGCCGGACUCCAACACCUCAGCAGCCUCCGAGCCUUCCCACCCAGCAAAACCCCAUAUACCGACCCCCCAGCAGUCUCGCCCCAUCAUCCCGCGCCCCAAUUGCUGGGUUUUCCUCCUUCGUUUGAUGACAAACCUCUCAUUUACCAUUGUUUUUUGAAUUACAAGAAGCAGAUAAAUAUAUAUUAUAUAUAAAAAGAGGUGUGUGUAUAUAUAUAUGCAUAUACAUAUAUAUAUAUAUGAAGAGGGAAGACACUGCUGGAGAUUGUGUUGGAGACAAUCAGUUGCGAAUCUAGAUCUUCAUUUUGCUGCUUCAGUUAUGUAUAAUAUUCCAAAGGUUUUGGGUGCAAAAAAAUAAAAUCAAAAACAAAAAAAAACAUGCAGAUACAAUGGAUGCAAUGAUACUUCUGAACCAAGGAAACCUUCAGAGGAUACAUUAAUAUAUAGCAAACGUUUGGCUUGGCCGCCAAAGACUGGCCAUGAGAUGAGGCACACCCUUCUCGCCUGACUGAAGAUGGCUUUUACAACAGGACCAUACUCGCACACCCCCUUACGUUCAUACCGUUGGAUUGAGGACUAUAUGGAAGCUUACAGGUGUCACAGGGACAAUAAUGUUGGUGUACAAUAUGCCAUAAGUGGAGACAAGUGUUUUAAAGAUGGUGCCAACUCUACAGCCAAAUUACAUCAAUGAAAAAAUAAGAACUUAUUAGUAUGGGACAAUGUGUACACCAUAAAAUAUUUGUAGCAACCAACCAGGGUACAUUCAAUGGUAGGCGACAGCUUUUACAUAUCGAAGGAGCAGGAAAUUUCAUGAGAUGCAACGUAUAUCAUCCAUUCUGGUCCAUGUGUAUCGGCAGUUCAAUCGUGCGUCCACCAAAUCAUAUGGGGGAUAAAUGUGUGGGUUUAUCAUUGCAACACAGAACUUAAUAUACCCGGUAAAUCAUAUACUCCUGACUGUACAAGGGUCAGCGUUUUCCCAGGAAUCAUGUUAUUUGUACAGAUUUGCUACUAGACAACAGUGUAGGUAUAUAGCAGUGGCUGCAGUUGUUAUGGGCCAAGGGACAGGGGGUAUUUAGCCCACAUUGGCCUCAUCACCAUGUGAACUUCUGCAGUAAUUGCACUCUUCUAUAGACACUGUAGUGUUGACAACAAUCUCCCUGUUCUGCAAAGAGGAGGGGGUGGGGAUGUUCUGGAUCCAUAUCUCCCUGGAUUUGGUUUCAUUAUAUCAUAUGCUAGUGCCAAUAAAAGAACCCUCGCUCCGUUGUAUAUACCCUUACUAGUAGAGAAAGCUUUUAGCGACAAAGUGAUGCAUUGGUUCUAAUUGUCCUCUGACAUGUCAUUGGUGGAGCUCAUAAGCCGGGGCACUUCAACAGAAAUGGGCGUCUUCUCCUUUAAACUAUACGCCUAAAGUUCAGUUCUUCUCCAUGAGUCCAGUUUAAUUGAUAUAGAAAUCUCCCAAUCUCCUUCAAGCCCAAUGGCACAUGGUGUCGGGUAGAAGAUGAUCUAGUCAUGGAAGGAGGAUUCUGCUCACAGGACCUCCAUCAAUGUCAUCUUUAAUGGGUUACUCCGCCCCUAGACAUCUAAUCUGAUCGCGGUGUCUGAUCGCAGGGGUCCCUCCGCUGGGGACACCCUAUGAUCUCAGCUGCAGCACCCCAGACAUCCAGUGCACGGAGUGAACUUCGCUCCGUGGUGGAU
Molecule: messenger RNA, 9040 nt
Organism: Hyla sarda
Lineage: Eukaryota; Metazoa; Chordata; Amphibia; Anura; Hylidae
Gene: SDK2
Product: sidekick cell adhesion molecule 2
Exons: 48
Coding region: 949-7473 (2174 amino acids)
Molecular function (GO): protein binding
Source: RefSeq, a predicted model, not a curated record